Molecule: messenger RNA, 631 nt
Organism: Saccostrea cuccullata (small rock oyster)
Lineage: Eukaryota; Metazoa; Mollusca; Bivalvia; Ostreida; Ostreidae
Product: serum amyloid A-5 protein-like
Exons: 4
Coding region: 124-528 (134 amino acids)
Cellular component (GO): extracellular region
Source: RefSeq, a predicted model, not a curated record
CCGAACUACAAAUAGGUAGUUAAUUAGUUUUUGAAAAAUCUCUAAUGAGGUCAUCAGUAUCAUAUAAAUUAAGGUACAAAGUACUUAUUCUACAUUGUUAUUGUCAGUAAACCGAAGCAUUUCAUGAUGAGGAACAUUGCAGUUGCAGUGAUUUUAGUAUCACUUAUCUUGACUGAGCAAACUUUAGCUCAAGAAUUUCUAGACAGACUCCGAAACAGGAUAAAUUUCGCUGGACAGGCUGCUCAAGGAACCAGAGAUAUGUACCGAGCUUACAGAGAUAUGAGACAAGCGAACUGGCGCAAUUCUGAUCAGUACUUCCAUGCCCGUGGUAACUAUGACGCCGCCAGAAGAGGACCUGGGGGUCGCUGGGCAGCAAGAGUUAUAAGUAAUGCCAGAGAGAGUUAUCAGAGCGGAUUGAGUGGUCAGGGACCAGAAGACACCGCUAGAGAUCAGGCAGCUAAUAUCUGGGGUCGAAAUGGUGGGGAUCCAAACAGAUACCGCCCUGUUGGUCUACCAGACAGAUACUGAAACAUGGACAAAGAAUCAACAAAAGCAUAUUUAAUUGACCUGUUCUCAUAGUUGAAUCAAAAAAUUUCAGUACUUUUAAAAUAUUAAAAACUUUAUUAUUUCA